Messenger RNA from Ustilago hordei, 4089 nucleotides. RefSeq lists its product as uncharacterized. Lineage: Eukaryota; Fungi; Basidiomycota; Ustilaginomycetes; Ustilaginales; Ustilaginaceae. The transcript has a single exon. Gene Ontology annotation, biological process: regulation of DNA-templated transcription. The record is from RefSeq and is a predicted model, not a curated record. Gene Ontology annotation, cellular component: nucleus. Gene Ontology annotation, molecular function: zinc ion binding; DNA-binding transcription factor activity, RNA polymerase II-specific; transcription cis-regulatory region binding. Bases 1 to 4089 code for a protein of 1362 amino acids.
AUGGCGGGCUCGCCGAAUGCAGAGCCGCGCACGGUCAAGCGCAAACGCUCCUUCUCUCCACCUCCUUCUGCUUCCUCGUCAACGACUGCGCGCACACCACAAACACAGCUGCCACACUUCCAUGAGCUCAACACCAAACCUCAGCGUCAUUCUCAUCAUCCCGCCUCUCGCCACAACGAUGCCGCCGAGCCGUAUUCACGAUCCAUCCACUCUCGCUCCCACUCCUCAGCCUACUCGCAGCAUCACUCUGACUCGGAACGCGAGGACCACGAACACGACACCGCCUCACACUCGCAUUCGCCACGACAGGCAAGGUCUCCUUACGCUACCAGUGAUCUUCGCGGCUCUCCUUCCACCAACGCUGCUGCUGGCAACGAUCCUAUCGCUUCACCUCGUUCUCAUUCCCUUAUAGCUCCACGUCCCUCUUCCUCAUCAUUUUCUUCCAACGCCGCUGCUUCUAGCACUUCGUCCUCACGCUACCUAGCUCAGCAGCAUCACCAUGGCCUUGCUCAACCGGCGACUUCCCAUCCUGGCUUGAACCAUCCUUCCUCUCACACCUUCUCCUCAUCUUCACGCAAUAACGACCACUACCGCCCACGUUCGCCUUUACCCAAGACAUCUUCCGCAAAAGCCGCUCAGUCUUUGACCGCAUUGGAAUCCUCUCAUCUUUCGGAUCUCAAAAGUGACCUUGCCUCCAUUACUUCUCCGCGUCAGCGUGGUUCUUCCAGCUCGACACCACAGACGCCUGCGACCUCCACGCGCAAGAUGGAAGCGCCUGCAUCCUCAAGGCGCAACGAUGCCGGCGGCGAGUCCUCCUCUACAGAAGCCUCUAUGACAUCAAUCGUCAAGAAGGAACAAUCGACAAUCUCCGAAAAGCCUCGUGGUGGACAGGCCUGUCUCGAAUGUCGUCUCGCCAAGGUCCGGUGUCUUGCCUCCGACGACGCAGACAACUGUCAACGCUGUCAGCGUUUCAACUUUGAGUGCCUCUUUGUUCAGCACAAGCGAGGAAGAAAGCCAAAGAGCAAGCUUCAAGGCCGCGAUCUCACUCUGCUCGCUGAAGCCGCCUAUGCGACCAACUCGUCGCCUGUCCCACAGAGCGACCGGCCCAGCGCUCGCAAGUCUGCCUCUGCGAGCAGUAUCGCCACUCCGGGCUCUCGCCCAAUAGCCUCCUCGCUAGCUGGCAAAGGUGGAUCGUCCAACUCCGCCGCUUCCCCUGGCGUUCGAUGGAGCUCUGCUCCCGAUAGCGCCUUUCCUGCUCCACCGCAUUCAACAGAUUACGCUGAACGCGACAACGCUCGACUUGGUAUGGACAUCGACGACGACAACGCCAGCCGUGCAGCUUCCCCUUCCUCGGCCUUUUUCUCCAGAAAGCAACCCUUGUCUGCAUUCGGCUCGCAAGCUGACAACAGAGCCGCCCUCGAUCCCCAGAACCUCUUUGGUGUCGAUGUCACUCGCAUGACCUCAGCCAUGUCUCAAGCCAUGCGUUCUUUGGAGAGGAGAAGAGGUGCUCCCUAUACCCUUGUCACCAACAAUGAGAUUGCCAAUGUUGAUGGCAACGACGAUGAUGACAGCAGCGAAGUCGGUGCCACUCCUCAACCUCCCGGUACUACCACAGCUGCCGACACCAACGCCGCCAACGAGAGCUUCGAGCUCAUCGCCGAACAGCCUCUCACCUUGCGUGUCAUGCUCAAGCCUUUUGAGGUGUCGGAUCAGCCAGAUUGCGAGACGCCCCGGAUCUUGCAAGAUGACCGCAAUCCUCUAGCCUCUCAGCCAACUCAACCACAACUCAAUGAUCCCAUCACUGAAGGCAUCCUCACCGAACCUGCUGCUCGUGCCCUUUUCGACCUCUUCAUGACGCAUUGCAAUGCCUGGAGUGGCGUCUUUGACCCAUCGCUUCAUACGCACGACUUUGUCCGCAAGCGAUCCUCUUUCCUCUACACUGUGUUGCUCUAUGUCGGCACGCGACACUCGAAACGACCUACCGCCCAUCACCUCAUCGCACGCGAGCUGCGAAACGAGCAAGUGUCCGACUCGGAAUGGAACAUUGCUUACCUUGAUCCUGUCAAUGACCGCACGCAGAAGGCUGCUGAAGACUACGCCAAUCAAGUGUGUCGCCGCAUUCACGAUAUGGCCCGAGAGCAUGCUGCCCGUGCUUUCGUCGAUGGUGACCGCACUGUGCUGUGCUGUCAAGCCUUUUUCAUUCUUGCCAGCUGGAAGCCUCUCGACGACGGUCUUAGUGUCAUCCAGGUGGGUUACGCUUUCCGCCUCGCAAUGGACAUUCAGCUUCACGCCGAGAUGCCCAACUGCGUCAAGCCCAACGAGUCGACCCUUGACCAGGCUGGUAGGCAGCGCUACGAGGCAGUACAGAGACGAUUCCGUAAUCGUCAACGAACCUUCAUGAUGUUGUUCGUGCAAGACAAGUCGCAGCAGAUCUCGAACAAGAUCACUACUCACUCAAUCUCGGCGGAUAACGUGCUGGUUCGACGCUGUCAGACCUGGUGGAAGCAUGCUGGUUCCAUCCCGACCGACGCAUUCGUGUGUGCCUCGACCGACAUCCGCCGUAUUCAGGGCAAGUACGUAGAGCUGUACGAUCGCAUUGAGGCCCUCACCUCGGCCACCUCGGAUGGGCCAAGCAUCAUGAUGCCUGCCUUCCUGUCGGAUCUCUUCGAGUGGAGCGCACGAUGGCAUGAAGCUCUGGGAUUGCGAGAAGACAUGGAUGGGAACAGCCAUUCCGACGAUCCAGCUGCCUAUGAGCGCAGGUGUCAGCGUUUGUGUCUGAAGCUGUGGAAGGACAACAUCAAGACCUACGUAUCUUCGCUGGUACUCAAGUCCAGCCUCAAGCAAGCUGCAUUGCAGGAACAUCAAGAGAUCGUUCGCAACCACCAUCGUCGAUCUACUACGAGGGAGAAGGAGGACCGUGACUCUAUCUCGGGCAAGUCGCACUUGUCGAACGGGCUCGAGCCUGGUAUGGUCAACUUGAUGGCUAUGCCUGCCUUCUGGCCUUGUGUCGAGGGCGCGCGUGGUGUGCUGGAGGCGGUAUGCGCCUUCCCACCGGAGAGACUGUUGUGUGCACCUGAUGCGACGAUCAUGCAGACAACCCAUGCUGCUGUGCUGCUUUGCAGUCUUGCUACGGUCAAGUCGCAGCCACCGCUUGGGCCGGGUUACUUGCGCUCGAACAUUCAAUUGAUUGAUCAAGUCAGCGCCGCUUUCCGCCGUGCAAGCAUUACAGAGGAAGACACGGUGCUGCACAUCGCCAUUUACCUCGAGUCACUACUGCGGCCCAAGAACGCUGCACCGAAGCACAGUGCCCAGACUGAUCCUGUCAAGUCCUCUCACGCUGUGUCAGGUGGUAGUGGCGCUUCCCGUGGAGCUGCGGCAUCUGGCGAAACGCAACGCAACAGCAACCCAGCAUCUGUAUUUGGCAACGGAUCCAUGAUGGGUGGUUUGCCCUCGGACAACGGCCAGAAUGGAGCUGCAAGCUUUAAUGGUGGGGCGAUGGGUGGUGGACUCAACAACUUUACUCAACUCGCCAACUUUACGCUCAUGUCGAACAAUACUGACAUGUUCUACUCAGGCAACAACAAUAGCAACACCAACAACAACAAUCUUGACGCUGCAGCGGAGAACGCAAGAUGGUUCAACAACGCUGGGUCGCAGAACAAUGGCCCCAGCGUUCCGCAAGACGACAACAACAACAACCUUUUCUUCAACAAUAGCGGUGCAGGCGACAGCUUCGACCGCGAAGGCUUGGACGCCAUUGCUUCUGCUGCUGCGGCGGCAGCCGCUGGUGAGAGUGGCGCUGCAGCAGGAGGUGGUGGUGGUGGACCAAUGGACAUGUCUGCUGUCAACUGGUCUUCUGCUAUGGGUGGAGGUGCUGGAGGUACGCCGGCAGUAUCGGCACCGUGGAAUAAUAUCAUGUUUGCAAGUGCAGGGGAUGGCAACCCCGCAUCUGGACUCGGUGAUGGCUAUCAACAGCAGCAGCAGCAGCAGCAGCAGCAGAACAAUAACAUGUUCGGGCAACACCAAAACUCGAGCCGGGAACAAGCUGACGAGACAUUGCGCAUGUUGUUGCGUUUCCUCGACGGUUGA